AAAAAAAAGUUCACAAGAUUGAUUCCGUUUGCUUUGCUCAAAUUGAUACUCUAGUGCAUACUGACACCAGUCACUGAAAUCAGCAAAUCGCUUGAGCUUUUCCAUGAACUUAACUUGGGGCUGCAACUAGAGAGGCCUCACAGCCCAUCCAUGGCUUCCUCUCAUUUCCCAUGUAGUCAUCAUGUCUUCCUCCCUUCGUGCAAUUCCUUCAGGAGAAGCCAUCUCUCUUCGUUCAGGCCACAUGGGUCCUCUUCUUUGCACUCACACUCUCAGUUCCAAAGGGUCAGAGCCAUGGUUUCUGAUUCAAACACUGACAGAAGACAAGUAGAGAUAGUGUAUGAUCCUGAGAAAAGAUUAAGCAAGUUGGCAGAUGAAGUGGACAGGGAUGCUCCUCUUUCAAGGAUGACUCUGUUCUCGCCUUGCAAGGUUAAUGUUUUCCUAAGAAUAACCAACAAGAGGGAAGAUGGUUUUCAUGAUUUGGCAUCUCUAUUUCAUGUUAUAAGUCUAGGAGAUGUAAUUAAGUUCUCUUUGUCACCAUCAAAAACUCAGGAUCGUUUGUCGGCCAAUGUGCCUGGAGUUCCCCUUGAUGACAAAAAUUUGAUUAUUAAGGCCCUUAACCUUUACAGGAAGAAGACCGGCAGUGAAAACUUCUUUUGGAUUCAUCUUGACAAAAAGGUCCCUACUGGGGCUGGGCUUGGCGGUGGAAGCAGCAACGCUGCUACUGCACUGUGGGCAGCAAAUCAGUUUAGCGGUUGUCUUGCUACUGAAAAGGAACUCCAAGAAUGGUCAAGUGAGAUUGGUUCUGAUGUUCCCUUCUUUUUUUCUCAGGGAGCAGCCUAUUGUACCGGUCGAGGUGAGGUUGUUCAGAAUAUUCCCCCACCAGUAUCUUUGGACAUUCCAAUGGUUCUCAUAAAGCCACCGCAGGCAUGUUCGACAGCUGAAGUUUACAAGCGCCUCCAGUUGGGUCAAACUAGUAAGGUUGAUCCCUUAACAUUGCUGGAGAAGAUCUCAACAAAUGGAAUAUCUCCAGAUGUUUGUAUAAAUGAUUUGGAGCCUCCUGCAUUUGAAGUUCUCCCAUCCCUUCGAAGAUUAAAACAGCGUGUAAUUGCAGCUAGCCGUGGACAAUACGAUGCUGUUUUUAUGUCUGGAAGUGGAAGCACCAUUGUUGGUAUUGGUUCUCCAGAUCCCCCACAAUUUCUAUAUGAUGAUGAUGACUACCGUGAAGUGUUUUUGUCAGAGGCCAACUUUCUGAUUCGUGAAGCAAAUAAGUGGUACAGAGAACCUGCUUCAACAAGUGCUUCUACCUCAGCCUCCAAUUUUGCUGAGUCUGUUGAGUAAUAUUAUGGCCCCAAGUAAGAUAAAAUGAAAAUCAUCGAGUGUUGUUGUAUCAUUGAAUGAAUGGUGUUUAAUAUAUGCUAAUGUUGUCUUAUGUUCUUGUGUAAAAAAAAUUACUCUUAAUCAUGUAUGUAUAACAUUAACACCCCUGAUUUUUUAA
Corylus avellana is the source of this 1495-nucleotide messenger RNA. It is a transcript of the gene CDPMEK, whose product is annotated as 4-(cytidine 5'-phospho)-2-C-methyl-D-erithritol kinase. Lineage: Eukaryota; Viridiplantae; Streptophyta; Magnoliopsida; Fagales; Betulaceae. Gene Ontology annotation, cellular component: chloroplast. Gene Ontology annotation, molecular function: ATP binding; 4-(cytidine 5'-diphospho)-2-C-methyl-D-erythritol kinase activity. The record is from RefSeq and is a predicted model, not a curated record. Gene Ontology annotation, biological process: terpenoid biosynthetic process.